Molecule: messenger RNA, 761 nt
Organism: Aphis gossypii (cotton aphid)
Lineage: Eukaryota; Metazoa; Arthropoda; Insecta; Hemiptera; Aphididae
Exons: 2
Coding region: 1-477 (158 amino acids)
Source: RefSeq, a predicted model, not a curated record
AUGUAUGUAAACGCUAUAGCACGAGUAUGCUCAUUACAUUUUGAUUCAUCUGAUUAUGAAAAACCAUUGAUCCAAAGAAUGUUAGAGUAUUCUCCUAAAUAUCAACGAAAACUUAAACCCAAUGCUGUACCAUCAAAAAAUUUGCCCAGAAUUCAAAAACCAACAAUUAAAUGUAAGCCUGUAAAUACACAUACACCACACUCCACACAUGAUAGUUUAUUCCAAUCUAGUUUUCAAAAUUCUACAGCACCUAAAGAAAAAAUUGAUCCAUUUACUUCAAAUAAUAAAAAUAAUUGUUUAAAUGAUCUACCUGAUUUGGGAGUACAAUUAUUAAGUGAAACACAAGAUGUUGGUAUUCAGUGUGAAAUAGGUAUAGUGUAUUCUAGACUUCCAGUGGAAAGAGCUGAUGUUAGUACACAAUGUGGUGAUGACUUGAAUGAAGUUGAGAAGUAUGAAAAAAAUACAAAUAAUUAUUAAUGUAUAAUUCAAUUCUAUUUAUUUUUAUUUUUUAUUUUAACAGCCUUAAACAACAUUUAUUGGAUCUACAUUUAAAAUUAAAAAAAGAAAAAGAACUAAAUUUAGAGUUACAAAAUACCAUUAAAUUACAGAAAGAGAUUAUUAAUUCCAUACCAAAUAAUAAAUCAAAAGAAACACAUGAAAUUGAAUUUAAUAAAGUGUUGUCAGGAAUUUUUACCGAAACACAAAUAAAAUUACUUUUAUAUCUCAACAAAAAAGUAUACAAGUGGACAGAAAAUGAUAUA